Molecule: messenger RNA, 948 nt
Organism: Saimiri boliviensis boliviensis (Bolivian squirrel monkey)
Lineage: Eukaryota; Metazoa; Chordata; Mammalia; Primates; Cebidae
Product: olfactory receptor 52E8-like
Biological process (GO): G protein-coupled receptor signaling pathway
Cellular component (GO): plasma membrane
Molecular function (GO): G protein-coupled receptor activity; olfactory receptor activity
Source: RefSeq, a predicted model, not a curated record
GGGAGGAUGGCCAUUUCUAAUGACACCCAGCUCCAUCUUUCUUCAUUCCUCCUCCAGGGCAUCCCAGGGCUGGAAGAUAUGCACAUCUGGAUUGGAUUUCCUUUCUUCUUUGUGUAUCUCGUUGCACUCCUGGGAAACAUUGCUGUCUUGUUUGUGAUCCGGACUGAGCAGAGUCUCCAUGAGCCCAUGUACUACUUUCUGGCCAUGUUGGAUUCCAUUGACCUGGGCUUAUCCACAGCCACUAUUCCCAAAAUGCUGGGCAUCUUCUGGUUCAGCCUCAAGGAAAUAUCUUUUGGAGGCUGCCUUUCUCAGAUGUUCUUCAUCCACUUCUUCACUGCCAUAGAGAGCAUUGUGUUGGUGGCCAUGGCCUUUGACCGCUACAUUGCCAUUUGCAAACCCCUUCGUUACACCAUGAUCCUCACCAGCAAAAUCAUCGGCCUCAUUGCAGGCAUUGCUACUCUACGGAGCCUGUUUAUGGUGGCUCCACUGGUAUUUCUUCUCCUAAGGUUGCCUUUCUGUGAGCGCCAUAUCAUCCCUCAUACUUACUGUGAGCACAUGGGCAUUGCCCGUCUGGCCUGUGCCAGCAUCAAAGUCAACAUAAUAUUUGGCCUUGGGAAUGUAUUUAUUUUAUCAUUAGAUGUAAUUUUUAUUAUGCUUUCCUAUGUGAGGAUCCUUUAUGCAGUCUUCUGCUUGCCCUCCUGGGAGGCCCAGCUCAAAGCACUUAAUACCUGUGGCUCCCACAUUGGUGUUAUUUUAUCCUUUUUUACACCAGCAUUUUUCUCUUUCUUGGCACAUCGUUUUGGCCACAAUAUCCCUCUAUAUAUCCACAUCCUCUUAGCCAAUCUAUAUGUAGUUGUUCCACCAGCCCUCAAUCCUGUAAUCUAUGGGGUCAGGACCAAGCAGAUUCGAAAGCAAGUAUUGAGGAUCUUUUUCUUAAAAGAUGGUUAA